AUGGGGGCCCCUCAACCAGCAGUGACCUCUGUCCUCAGCCGAGGCUGGCUGCAAGUGCCCACAGUGUCACGUGGAGCUGGCACCAGCAAGGCCACCAGAGCCAGCAGAGCCGAGCUGGGAGCAGCUGCAGGGCCGGGCAGAGGGAUGGCUGGACAGAUGGACAGUGAUGCCAGUAAGUGGCUGGGAGCCCCACUGGAGCAGUUGCCCACCCCGGCGCUGACGCUGGACCAGGCGAAGGUUCGGCGCAACGCGGAGCGGAUGCGGGAGCGGUGCCGAGCCCUGGGGCUGCGCCUGCGCCCCCACGUCAAGACACACAAGACGCUGGAAGGGGCGGAGCUGGCGACGGGCGGCGGGCACGGUGGCAUCGUGGUGUCCACGCUGGCCGAGGCUCGGUUCUUCGCGGCGGGAGGCUUCCAGGACAUCCUCUACGCCUACCCGCUGCCGGUGGGGAGGAUGCAGGACUGCCUCAGCUUGGCCCAGCAACUCCAGAACUUCCAGGUCCUCCUGGACACCCCCGAGGGCUUGGCUGUCCUUCGCCGGCACCCUCUGCCCGCCGGCAAGCGCUGGCACGUCUGGCUCAAGCUUGACUGUGGCAAUGGAAGGGCUGGCGUGAGACCCACAGACCCCAAAGCCAUGUCCCUUGCCCUGGCCAUCGCCCAGGAGGCACCGCAGGAGGUGGCACUGGUGGGAGUCUACGCUCACUGCGGGAACACCUACGGCUGCCAGGAUGUGCCAGCGGUGGAAGGCAUCGCCCGGGCCACCACCAUGGCUGUGACUGACUUUGUCACUGAGCUGCGUGCAGCGGGGGUGUCAUGUCCCCAGGCCAGCAUUGGAUCCACUCCCUCCUGCAGCCACCCGGUGCCAGAGAUGUCCCUGCUCACCGAGGUCCACCCUGGCAACUACCUCCUCUAUGACCUCCAGCAGAGCCAGCUGGGUUCCUGCCAGCUGGAGGACAUAGCCAUCCGUGUCCUGACCAGGGUCAUCGGGCACUACCCCCACCGCAACCAGCUGCUGGUGGACUGUGGCUGGACUGGCCUCAGCCUCCACGGCCGUGACCAAGCUCCUUUUGGCUGCGCUGCCAUCGAGGGACACCCUGAGCUCAGGUUGGUGGGGUUGACCCAGGAGCACGGGCAGGUGGAAGCCAUCGAUGGACAGUUGGAUUUUGAGAGCUUCCCACUGGGCAGCAUCUUGGCUCUCAUCCCCUUCCAUGCUUGUGCCACCACUGCCAUGCACCCUGUCUACUACAUCCAUGCCAAGGGGAAGGUGGUGGAGCUCUGGCACCCAGUCCGGGGCUGGUAG
Molecule: messenger RNA, 1299 nt
Organism: Indicator indicator
Lineage: Eukaryota; Metazoa; Chordata; Aves; Piciformes; Indicatoridae
Product: D-threo-3-hydroxyaspartate dehydratase-like
Exons: 8
Coding region: 1-1299 (432 amino acids)
Biological process (GO): D-serine catabolic process
Molecular function (GO): D-serine ammonia-lyase activity
Source: RefSeq, a predicted model, not a curated record